AUGACCGCACCCAGGAUUGAAAGCCUAAACGAAAUUCGUGGACGUCGAAUGUGGACUAUGGACUUGUCAAAGCGGUCAAAGGCAAGAUUGACAAACUCGACAGUCAUGCUUGGCGAAAAUGCGGCUCUAGCAGCGACGAAAUACACCAUUACUCCCGAUGGCUGGGAACGAAGGGCUUGUUUCCACACACACACACACCCUCUUGUCGCCGUUUUUGCAUAA
This is a messenger RNA of Marasmius oreades (fairy-ring Marasmius), 222 nucleotides long. RefSeq lists its product as uncharacterized. The transcript has 2 exons. The record is from RefSeq and is a predicted model, not a curated record. Lineage: Eukaryota; Fungi; Basidiomycota; Agaricomycetes; Agaricales; Marasmiaceae. Bases 1 to 222 code for a protein of 73 amino acids.